Paramuricea clavata is the source of this 18848-nucleotide messenger RNA. The record is from the annotation of a GenBank genome assembly. NCBI's taxonomy places the organism in Eukaryota, Metazoa, Cnidaria, Anthozoa, Malacalcyonacea, Plexauridae.
GUAUACAAAGAAGCGUUAACGAAAUUCAAUGGUUCAUUAGUGAGACUGGCCAUCUCCUGUGCAAACGAAAUGAACCCAAAGUCAGUUGAAACGCAAUGCUUGCUUCUUAAGUUUAAAUCUCUGCCAAGGAAUAGAGAGGUUAGUUUUUACGAAUGCUUUCUUGUGCCGGAGUAAUAAGAGAGAGGAGACAAGCUAGAAGCAAUGGCUAAACUAACAGAUAUGCUACAAUACGCAAUUGUUAACAAGACCUCCUCUGCAAGGGCGGAUCGAGGAGGUAAAAAUUUUUGAAAAGUGGGUUUUCCCUCGAAAUCAGGAAAUCUGCUUAUUCUCAUCUGAGGCGGAGGUUUUCUAAAGAGCGAGGCAAUUUCAUCGCUUGGAAAAAUGUAAUUGUUAAGUGGAGCCAAUAAAAAUUACUGUCCGAGAAGCUAUAGUCACUAUUUUAAUUAACUAUAAAGUAAAAUCAUCGAUAUGUAUUCAGUUGUAUUAGCUCUAUCAGUUCUAAUAUUGAAAUUGAAGUUGAGUCAAAGCCAUUUCUAAAUUGUCAACAUUCCAGCUAAUUGUUUUCCAAAUUGCGACCGGAAAAUUUCUAUACAUUUAAAAAACUAGACUGGAACGUUUUCCGACAGGAAUGGGCUGUAAAGAUAACGCACUUGGGAACGUAUUCAUAACUAAAUAAGUUCUUUGUAAGUUUGCAUCGUGAUAAUAUGAUUUAGCAUAUACUCGGGAGGUGAAUAGUGCUUUUCACUCAAUUUGAUUGGUUGCCAGUUCUGGAUACCCUUGCACUAUUCACCUCCAGACGAAAACAAAAUGGCUUCCUGUUGUGUUACCGACGAGCAACUUUUUUCUACUAAACGAAUCUCCCAUAAUCCGCCAAACACAAAGAAAGCUACAAUCGUUUUACAGUGUGUAGAGGUAUUCCUUGAAACUAUUUCUAAUGAAUAAAAUUACUAAAAGUUUGUAAAUAUGGGAGCUGUAAUACAAAUUGCUUCAAAAAUGUCUUCGUUUUUGGUCAUUUUUGUUUUGUUAUGUUCAGUCAUUUUUUUUGUUAUAUGGUAUAUGCUACAAUAAUUAUUCACCUUAGUGUCGGUGAAUAGUGCAAUGGUGUUUCGAUGCUUAUCGGUAAAUAUCCUUGCGCUGUUCAACUCCACUUCGGUGAAUAAUUGUUAAAGGGACUCUACAGUCAUUUUUUAGUCGAAAAGCCACCUUAAGUAGGGGACUCCACGCAGAUUCGUUUGGCUGUAUCUUACAUGCAGUAUCCAUGAGUAUGAGUACUUCCGCACACCGGAAGACGCAUGCAUGCCGUGAUGCGCAUGUCAAGUAGCGACAAUAACAAAAAAAUGAAAACAAUACUUACUUGACUAAAAAAUGACUGUAGGGCCCCUUUAAGUGUCAAACAUGCAUUAUUAGCAAUAAUGAAGAUCCGGGCUGAUGGAUCGAAAGCUAUAAUAAAUAUACGUCGUGUUUUCUACAAACCAAAACAUAUACGUAUCCAUGAAGAUUAAAUUAAAAAGGAUUUUCUGCCAGGGACGUGCUGGAGUCUUAAAAACGACAACGAAUGAGCAACGUCACUUACGUCAGAGGGGGCCCAGGCGCAUUGAAGGAUGGGUCAAUAUUAAUGUGAGCGUGGGAUCGCCAAUUUUACAAAAAAAUAUAAAAUUUUUCCGGACAUGUCGUAAUUUUUCAGGAAAUGCUAAAAUGUUUCCGGACAUAUCGUAAUUUUAUACGAAAAUAUUUCGGUAGUAUUUUCGUAAAUUUUGAUUUUUACAAUAUCAAUUGUAAUAUCUUGAUCUUGAUUUUGAAAAUUAAAAUUUAUAUUGUUGAUUUUCUUCCGAAUGUUUCAAUUUUAGGGCCCCAUGAUAGCAGGGGCCCACACUCGUCCCUAGCCAGCACGUCCCUGUUUUCUGCAUGCUAGUCAGAUGUUAAAUGGGAUACGCAGUAACCCGUUUGGGUGAAAUCUCGCGCGCCGCCAUUGUAUAGAAAAUUUCAACUGUUUUCCAGUACCUUAUAUAGCAUGCAGCGGUGGUCAGAUAUAUGCGAUUUUCUCACAGACAGGAUUUAAUAGUUGCUUUUCUAACAUGUCACAGACCAGAUCCCCGCCGCAGCUCACUCGCCAAGCUACGCGGGGCGGACUGCAGAAUAGUUUUCGCUACCUGCAGAAAAAAGUUAAUAUGCAUGUAGCAAUGUGUAAAGUUAUUUUUGAACAACAACAAUCCAAUAAUUUUCGGGAAACACUCAAUAUAUCCAACAUAUUCAGUUUUAAUCGAGUGCAAUGUUGUGAUCGUUUUUUUCGAACAUAGCCGUUUGUAAGGUAACUUUAAAAAGCUUCAAUUCAUUACAGGGAUCAAGUUCCUUAGCUCUCAAUCUUGAGCUGAAAUUGCGACCACGUUGUCAUGUUGACCUCAUCCUCUUUUCUAAAUCUGUCUAAUAUCUUAAUUAAGACGACGACAACCUCACUAACGAUGACAACCUCAUCAGAGAUGACAACCUCAUCAGAGAUGACAACCUCAUCAAAGAUGACAACCUCACUAAAGAUGACAAACUCAUCAAAGAUGACAACCUCAUCAAAGAUGACAACCUCACCAAAGAUGACAACCUUAUCAAAGAUGACAACCUUACCAAAGAUGACAACCUCAUCAAAGAUGACAACCUCAUCAAAGAUGACAACCUCAUCAAAGAUGACAACCUUACCAAAGAUGACAACCUCAUCAAAGAUGACAACCUCAUCAAAGAUGACAACCUCAUCAAAGCUGACAACCUCAUCAACGAUGAUGAACUCACCCACAAUAAAGUUAGAAAAUAAAGAUACCGAAGGAAGUUCAAACAUAAUCGCUAUUGCAGUACCACUCUUUCUCCUCGCCGUUAUCUUGGUGCUUACUUUAGUCUGUUUUGUGUGUUAUCGAAAAAGAAAAAGGUAUAUUGGUUUUCAUUAAAAUGUUGACAGUGCAUGUGUAUCAUUGUUCACUCUUAUCAAUUUUAUCACAAGCUCUAGUUCAAACAUAGCUUUAGUUUGAACUACAGUCGCUGUUAAAACAUGUCGGUUAUUGUAGUAUAUUGUGCAUGUAAUAGAAUAUUUAGCGCAUCUUACUUUUUUUUCCAUUGUUUCCUUUGUAGAAGACUAAAGUUAUCCAACGACCAAGGUGUGUUAAGGCAAAAAUGCAAUAUUAUUUUCAUAUUAUAUUUUCUCACCAUGCUUACCUACAUUGAGAAAGAGAGCUCUUGUGACGGGCUUCUCUUAUUGCUACAUGUAUGGAGGGAAAUGCGAGUAAUACUGAGGAAAAUACCUUGCAUGGGUGUGUUAAUUUUAUCAUUUAUAGACCCGGAGCGAAGGGCUUCGCCCUGAGGGAAAUAUCAUCACUGAGGGAAAUAUUUCGCCAAAUGCCCCGAGUGGGGAAUUAGUGAAAGAAAUUAAGAAUAAACUUCCUGAAUAACUAAGCGAGUACAAUGUUUAAUUUUUUAUUUAUACUUGAGCUUUUGACGUUUCUCUUUCAAAAUAUUUGAACCUGUGUCCUUUGGAUCAUUGAAGGUAACAUAUAUCCUAAUAUUCAGGUGAAAAUCGUGCCAAAUUUGUUCAAUAUGCUAAGCGUGCGGUUUUCACGCGUGAGGCGCAGCCAGCGUGGGAUAUUAUAUGAGAUCUGCCGUGAAAUAUAGGCCGAUACGGACAAUAAAUGAAAAAUUCGUGUUAGAGGCGUAACACAGCCGGGCUGGUGUAAUAAUGAACGCUUCCCCUCUAAUAGACGGCUCUUCUCUAACAAACAUUCCCUUCUAAAAUUAAUAAAAUUAAAUAAAUGCUCUAGGCGUUUAUUAUAUAAUUUACAUUAUAUAAAAUAAACAAGACGAAUUUUGAAACUAGUUAAUUAUAAUUUAAUUGAUAUUUCAAAUCACAGAUCAAAAUCAACCACCCACCUUGAAGGAAUCAACAGUGCCUUUAAAUCCACUCGAACCUUCAAACAGCAACCAAUCGACGCAAAGGAUAUCUCAACAUUAUGAAGUACCGUGUGAACGCCAAUAUGAUUACGUCGAUAAAACCGCGAUUGCUCCGCCCAAAACCUUCACUUAUGAUUACGCUGUCUUUGAUGGACCACUGAAGAAUAACCAUUGGACAAGAAUAGGAUUAGAUAGAACAGGUGAACAAUCACUAUUAAAUAUUUUUGCUACAAGCCUACAACUAAAGGCAAUUCAGAUUGACGAUAUUUACGCAUAGAAAUUCGUUCACAGCGACACGAGUUCUCUGACAAAAAAUCAAACAAAAUUACAAAAAUUGUCAAUUUCACAAAGCUCGAAAAUAAAACUUGAUAAAUUCAUGGGAUCUAAAUAAACUAGAGAUCCAGUACAAACACCUAUCGGUGCUGUUGCUUAAUUUUCAAAAUAUUAUAUAAAAACGAAAAUUCGCCUGUUUUUUGUUCCCGUGGUUAGUAUUUUGCGAGAAACUUUCUGCGUAUGUUCACAUGUUGCCUACUUGUCGACGCGUUUUACUUGUCAUUCUUGACAGAACUUCAUGAAAUUACGUCUGUAUCUAGUUAAAGUUGUCAGUUUGUUUUCCGGUAGAUAGAAGUUAUUGAUGGGUGCAAAAAGUUGUUAAUCUUACGUUUGUGAUUUUGUCCUAAGUGUGUCAACACCGGACAAGCUGAGAACAACAUCACAAACAUAUAUCUUCAUGUAGGUGCACAACACCAGAAACAAAAAUUCAAGUUGUUAUUUUUCAAAACAAACACGUGACCUUUGACUACCAAGCGGCCUUGUUCACAUAGCGGAAGUGACACAUGCAAGGCAUAGUGAAACCCACCUAUAAACAUAUGUCCUUUUAAAAGUACGAAACUUUAUUAGAUCACUUACAGCAUAUCAAUUAAUUAAACAAGACGAAUUUUGAAUCUUGUCAAUUAUGUCUAAAACGUAUUUGAUUUUUCAAAUCUUAGAUCAAAAUCAACCACCCACCCUGAAGAAAUCAACAGUGCCUUUAAAUCCACUCCAGCCUUCAAACAGCAACCAAUCAACGCAAAGGAUAUCUCAACAUUAUGAAGUACCGUUUGAACGCCAAUAUGAUUACGUCGAUAAAACCGCGAUUGCUCCGCCAAAAAACUUCACUUAUGAUUACGCUGUCUUUGAUGGACCACUGAAGAAUAACGAUUGGAUAAGAGUAGGAUUAAAUAGAACAGGAGAGGACGAUUAUGUAAUUAAGAAUGAUGCAAAGAUGAUGCAAGAAACACACGAUGACUACGUAGUACGUGACGAGUCGUACGUCUCUGUGAUCGAACCAAGACCAGAAAGAAAAGAUGAGGAAAUAUAUGAUGAUUAUGUAAUACGUGAUGAGUCGUACGUCUCCGUGAUCGAGCCAAGGUCAGAAACAAAAGAUGAGGAAACGCAUGACUAUGUUGUACGUGACGAGUCGUACGUCUCUGUGAUCGAGCCAAGAUCAGAAACAAAAGAUGAGGAAACACAUGAUGACUACGUAGUACGUGACGAGUCGUACGUCUCUGUGAUCGAGCCAAGACCAGAAACAAAAGAUGAUACAAGAAACACAUGAUGACUAUGUUGUACUUGACGAGUCGUACGUCUCUGUGAUCGAGCCAAGACUAGAAACAAAAGAUGAAGAAACGCACGAUGACUACGUAGUACGUGACGAGUUUUUGGACGCGGUGAUUGAGCCAAGACCAGAAACAAAAGAUGAGGAAACGCAUGAUGACUAUGCUGUACGUGACGAGUCGUACGUCUCUGUGAUAGAGUAAAGAUUAGAAACAAAAGAUGAGGAAACGCGCGAUGACUACGUAGUACGUGACAAUUAAGUCGUAUAUCACUGUGGUCGGCUGAAGAGUAUUAUGGCAGAAAAUGGGCCAGUGAUGUUCACACCUAUAGAGGUGUACUGGAAACUUCUAACUAGGGCGCUUAGCCCUGCUUCUUUUAACAGAUAAAGUGGAGAGUUGUAUCAAAUCCACUUAAAAAUCCCUAAGAAACGCUUAAAUUCUCUGAACGUCUUUAAAAAUCUUUACAAUUCUAAAAUUACAAAAAAUCCCCAAUCCCCAAAAUCGCGUACACUGUGUCGCAGUGAUACACCGUCGUUUAACAUCAACUGAAAGGUUUUAUGAGUGCGAGCUUCUAACUAAACACACAUGUACUGUUUCAUAAACGAACACUAGGGCUGUUUUAUUAAUUUUAACAACCUAGAUGGCUUUAAACCUAAUAAAACACGUACUGCGAGUUUAUUAAAUGGCUUCAAACUCGUGACUCAUUGGUGCUCUUUAUAUAACGAAUACUAAGUAGAUGGUUUUAUAUAAGGACUACUAAUGAGGAUGUUUUAUCGGGUAUAAAGUCACUGCACGUGGCAUAUUAUCAAGAUUUAACAGGCUAAAAAGUUUAUGAAUUAUUAUGAGUUCUUGUAAUGAAGUAAAAAGCCUCUGUAGGUUUCUAUAGAAGGACUCUAGCCCACUAUAAUUUUAUAAUUAUACGGAAAAGAAACCAUUGUAAAUUAGUUUAUUAGUUUAUUAUACAUGGACGAAUUAAAUAAAUAAAAAAUAACUAAAUAAAUGCUUUUAGCUACAAAUUAUGAGUAGUUUUGCAGUGAAUAUCACAAGCAAGUCAUUAGGAAGUUUGACCGAUUAAUUUGCUUGCAUGCAGCAGUUCAUUGUCUUCGCAGUUAUAAAGCCGUUUUCACCCCCAAACUUUAUACAAGCAUGAGAUAGUAGCCAACUUCAACACACACAUUCUAACGUGCAGUUAUGAACAUAGAUUGAACAAGUUAUAUCGUUAUUUUCUACUUUCGCCGUCAUGGGAAGUGGUCAAGGACAUGCAAUACUUAAAUCUCUCACAACAAAAACAUAACCUAUAUAUUCAUGAGAAAACGAGUAUUUUACUGAAUUUACUUCUAAACAUGAAUCAGAAACUUCUCACAAGUAUGAUAACGAUAAAAAUAUCGUCAAAAGCUGUAAAAAAAUUAAAAGCCCAUUUUACUUGGAUUUUAACCUACGAUUUUCACGCGAAAACAUGCUCGCCCCAAACACUCCCGAACCACACGUCAAUCAACAAAAUUACUGGCGAUUAUCAGCUUUAAGCAAGGUAUCUACUUCUGGAAGUACUAAGUACACCAGGCUGGCGUAUAUAACUGAUCCGGUGAUCCCAUAAGUGCAUUUUCCCGCUCACUUAUUAAAGCCUUUAAGAGCCACGUCACCUCUGUUCAUCCUAAACUGUUUUCCCAAGGGAUUUCAUAUAGUAUAGGGUCAUCCCUUACUGACUGCAGGAAGGAACAGAAGUCAAAAGGCAUGCAGGCAACCAACGCAACACCAAACAAUGUACCACCGACAGCUUGCAAAAAUAUAUGUGAAAUGAUGAACAACCUAUUGGAAGAAUUACAGCCACAACUAGCCGUGGAAAUAAAGCCUUGGGGACGGUUAGUUAAAAUGUGUAGUAAAUCACGUAUUUUAGAGUUAACUGCUAUUAACUACCAAUAUUGAUGACGAAAUGACGUACGUAUACUUUCUGGAAGGGUGUAUUACAUGAAGCCAAUAUAAAUAUGUAUAACUUCGUUACUCAAGCCCCGGUCAAUCAAGGAUGAAAGUUGAUGAGAGUUUGCACCAGCUCGAAGUUAAUGAGAGUGAAUGAGAUUCGGUAGUCAAACGCGAGGGAAAGUUGCAUUUCUCAUCAACGGGCCUUAAUUGAUGAAGUUAUAUAAAUAUAUUUAUAUUGGCUUCAAUAAGCCGCUUCAUGCAAUACACCGCCUUCCGAAAAGUCAGUCAUUAGGAAAUUUAGUCAUUAUUAGCUAGUUAACUAUUUAUUAGCUACAAAAUAGUGGUGACGAAGUGACGUACUUUCCGGAAGGGUGUAUUGCGUGAAGCCAAUAUAAAUAUGUAUAACUUCAUUACUUAAGUCCCGGUCAAUCGAGGACGAAAGUUGAUGAGAGUUUGCACCAGCUCAAAGUUGAUGAGAGUGUAUGACAUUCGGCAGUCAAACGCGAGGGACAGUUGCAUUUUCCAUCAACGGGGCUCAAGGGCGGACCAGUCAUUUUUUUAAAGGAGCCGGUAGAAAAAUUUCUGGUGGGGUGCAAGCGGCACCACUGAGCGAGCUUUGACAGGGGUUAAGGUUAAAUACUUUCACACAAAAUAGGAGGGGUGAAGCAAAAUUUUGGUGGGGUUGAACAUUUUAUGCGAGGGGUUAGAGAGAUUCUAGGGGGUAGCCAAUAUAAAUAUGUAUAACUUCAUUACUUAAGCCCCUUCAUGGGCGGAUUUACACCCUUUCGGAAAGUCAGUCACUUAAGAGGCUUGUUAUCGUGUAUCAGUCAAACCCAAACAUCUCAGUCACGUAAACCACGAACAUCUGUACCCAAAGUGACGUACUUUUCGGAAGGGUGCAUGUAAUGGCGUAUUAUUAUAAUUUGUGAAUUGCACCUCUCAUCCGCGUUUGACCUGUUUUGAAGCUAUACCAUUAUAUAUGAACUUUAUGCAAUUAACCGAUUGGUCUGCGGUUGUUAGACUGAAUCGGCCAAAUCUAACUCGUACAGAAUCACUACGAUUGUGUUGGUAGUUUGCCGGGCAGUAGCUCUGGCCGGUAUAUUGGUAUAUGUUGUCAUACAAAGAAACUGUAACUGAAGUAGGGGAGUGAUAACAUCCCAUUUUAUGCGGAAGUUCAAGAGGCACGGCAUCAUUGUCGACAUAAAUUUCUUUUUGAGAGACAAUUUUAACAAGAUUAUGUUGAACGAUUGUAUCAAGAGAUUAAAUAAAAAAUACAGAUUAAGCAGUAUUAGUACGCAAAUCUAUGUUUAUUUGUAAACCGGUUUUCAUCAGUUAAAUACUUGGAGCACUUAAAUAUUUAUAUAAAUAUUCGACUUUAUUUAGCUAAUGUACUCAAGGAAAAAUAAGUAACAAGUAUAUUGGUAAAUAAAUAAAUAAAUGAACGAAUGAAAAAUAUAUAAUUGAUUAAAUCAAUGAAAUGCAGAGGUAAAAAAUGUCAUUAUUAUAAGUAAAAUCAUUCACGCCUACUUUUCAUCAAUCAUACCGGAUGUUUUCAUUCAAUAGCGUAUAAACAUCAAAUAUUCCGUGUAUACCGAUUCAAAUCACCACAGGAUACUUAGUGCAACAAAGACAAAGUUAAUCCUUCAUUUGGCGAACAGCAAAGACAGAGAAAGUAUAUAUAAAUAUCGUAAGGAGCUAUCGUCGUCGUAAGGGGAAGAAAAUCGGUCCCGAAUCAUAUGCGGUUUCGGUUUACACACACGUGAAUGGCUUUCCCAUUCAAAAUUGGUUUCGUUUGGUACUGUCUAUGUCUAGUUGUCUGUAUUAGCGAAAAUACAGUAACAGCGUCUUUUGAAAUCCAACGAGAAAAAAUGGAUACAUUUACUAACUUAGAAUGUCAGAAACCACAUAAUUGUACAGACGAGCAGUGUGCGAAGUACGGGGCUAAAUGUGUAGAUGAUAAAUGUGAACGUUGUCAGUGUAAGGUCGGUAGCGCCACAUUUCUGGUGUCUGACUCCACCACAUGCAAUUGUACUAAAGACGAAAAUGUCAUUCCGGAGUCAGGUAUGAAUGAUAUAUUUACUCAUACUUAUACUGUGUAUACAGGGUAAAUUUUGGUAUCUUAAAAUUCGAAGAGAUUAUAAGGAUCUUUGCUCGAAUUCUCUUUAUCAUGUAACACUACCAUAAUAUAAAUAAUAAGGACGUAGCCAUAAUUAGUUGCUCUAUAUUUGACGCUUUGAAACCGAAACUUCUAAUAUAUAAUAUUACAAUCACGGAGCGUACAGACAAAGGAUCUUUGGCAUUCCUGUCAGACCAUAUCAAUUCAGACGUGACCUGUUUUGAUAUAUAAUUGAUAUGUAUUAUCAAGGCAAAUUGUGCCAAACGGUGAAUUACCAUAUAUUUUGACAACUUAAACCACCGAAACGAAGCUAUACAGUAUACAGCUAUUUCAAUUAAGGUUGUCGGUCCCCGAGCAAAGCGGAAAAGUCGAAUACGAGCGCGAAAGGCUGCUGGGAAUCGCUAAUAAAUUCAUUCAUUUAUUUAUUAGCGAUUCCCAGCAACCUUUCGCGCUCGUAUUCGACUUUUCCGCUUUGCUCGGGGGACAACCUUAAUUGAAAAAGCUGUAUAUAUAUUAUUAAAGGAAAAUCUAAUACGCCAUAUUACGAUAUUCUAUGAGUUUUUUCAACUUUUAUAGAUAAUGAAUCUUUGCUCAAAAACAUCAGACCCCUUAUUAACUACUCGGCUGUAAUUUCGUUAUGUACACUGUAGAUACCUUAUAUCAACACAUUGAAAACCGCGCCUUAUAUCAACACAUUCAAAACCGCGCCAAAAGAUGAAUUAUCGAUAUCAUAUAUAUUUGUAAUCAAAACUAUUACCUAUAACCUAAUAAAAUACUUUUGCCGAUAGUCCCGAUACCUGAACCCGGAACUGGAACCGCGCAUAAUUUAUUCAAAUUAUCGCACUUAAAUAGCCAUUAGCGAUAUUUUUCAGGGGGGAUUUUUUCAGAGCCAUAAGGGAUUUGACCAUAUGAUUCGACAAUGUAUAUGUUGGUAUAUACGAAGUUUUUUAGACCAAUAAAUUAUCUACAGCGUGUUAGCUAAUUACACUGGCCGUGGGGUGACUUAUGGGCGAGUCCAUAUACUACAAUAGAUUGUAUACACAGCGGGUUGUUAAAUCUUGCGUGUUUGUUCAUAGCCUAUCGAAGGGAAGAUGGCUGUGAAACUCAUUAGAAUAACAAUGUAACUCAUUAUCUAUGUUGGUCAACGUUUAUGAAAAUCUUGUCCUUCACCGUCACGUGUGUAUUGUAUUCUUGCCCAACUAACCAAUAGCAAUGCUUUAGGAAAGUCACCUAUCCGCGACUCGAACAAUGGGGAAACUGGAAAUUGCUAUUGGUGCAUUUGGUAAAAAUACAAUACACACGUGACGGUGAAACGACCAGAUUUAUGAAUAAACGUUGACUAACAUCAUAAUGAGUUAUAUUGUUAUUCUAAUGAGUUUCACAGCCAUCUUCCCUUCGAUAGGCUAUGGUUUGUUAAAUCAAACAUUCAUGUGUGUAUGUUAUUGAUUUCCUGAAUGCGGAAAACACACACAUGAUCACAAUUGAAGAAGAAACUCAUCACCAAGGAACAUAAUAUACUUUGAAAUCGCGUAGUCUUAUAAUAUUCUUUGCUAAGUUAGGCUAAUUUUGACUGUUUUUAUUAUGUGGAUUAAGGUGUAUAUAGUAUUACUAUUAUCAUGAUGACAUUAACUUAUAUCUUUGUAGUACCAACACCAAGAUUUAGGUUGGAGAAAAUCACAGAGCUGAGCAGCACACUGUCAAACCAGUGUCUUGCUGUAGCAGACGAACAAAAUUACAAUAUUUCUGGAAAAAAUUGCACUUCGUCUCUUAAUAUGCAUUGGAUAUAUAUGGAAAAAUGGAUAAAAAACGGAAAGAAAAAUUAUCUCAUGAACGUUAUGACACUUCAAUGUCUCGAGUUUCUCGACUGUGAAUCGAAUGGCAAUAAACAAAAUACCAGUGAAGUAGCUCUCAAGCAAUGUAACAAAACUGAUGGACAGUACAUUACUGUGGAUGAGAAUGCCAAGACCAUACGUGGUGGUCCCAGAAAGUACUACUUGCGGCUGGAAAUGAAAGCAGGUGAUGUAGGGUAUGCGGCUUUUAGCGAGAGAAACAAACCGGAUCGUUGGAGCAACAGUAUGAAAGAUGACCACGUACGCCUAUCUAACAGCCCUACUACCGAUUACACAGGUCAGUGGCUAUGUAUACUGUAUAGUACGGAAAACAAGCGUAUAUCAGAAAAAAUGCAGAUUUUUACACAGCUAUAAAUAUUGGUAAACAUCGAAAAUUCAACCUAAGAGAUGAAUUUUGAGACUAAGAUUAAUAAUAUUGGUCUAACUGUCAAUAUAUACUUUAGGUUUGCCAAUAGUUUUGUUGACAAAUUGUUUAUAAUGCUUGUUGUUCCUUUGUUCAUUUGUAAUAGUCCCUAUACUGGACCUUAGUCUUGAAAAUGCGCUUUGGAUAUAGUUCGAUUUUCUGUAAAGCAUUCUAAAUUAUAAAGUAUGCAACCCAGGCUACCCUGAAGCCAACAAUAAAUGUAAAUCCAUUGACGUUAUGUAUUCAUUUAUGCCAUAUACUUUCUGUCGGAUGUUAUCACCCAUCAUAUUAUCAUAAGUAUUUUGAGGAGAUUACAUGGGCGAAGCGCUUAUAUUAAGAUUUAAGUGUUCAGACACUUUAUACAUAUUCUUUGUAAAGGUUGCUACCGUUUUCAAAAUGAGAGCUUCAUGGUUUAUCUGGAUAAUCAAACAUGUCGUGAAAAUCCUUGUUCUCACCAAUUUUCUGCUCCGAUCUUUUAUGAAUACGCAAAAUGCGACGUCGAAUGGUCGAAAUCUAAAAUCUUGUGUAGUGAUAAUGUUCAUUGGCAGAAUGUCACGGAAAUUAGUAGCAAGUUGGUCUUCAUCGAAAGUGGCCCUGGUAAUUCAAGCAAUAUUAAAAUGUUAAAGGUAAAGCGUUUUGGGAAGACAUUAAUUGUAGUAUAGAAUGCAUCUGGAAAACAUAACAAUAUUCAUCAAAAUAGCCAGUAAAACGCCAAGGAAAGUACAAAGAAAUAAAUACCGUGAGGUCAGUGCAUGUAUGAGGACUAUCAAUGUAUACACAUGUGCAAUAUGUACAUUUUUGAAAACCCAAGUUGGAGCAACUUACUGAAGUUUGAACAUUACGGAUUUCAUUCAUAUUCUAGGGUGCUUUUGCUCUUACCCUCAAUAAUUAUAUUCCAUUUGACGGUCUAAAAACUGUGUUGUAGUACCCACUAGGUAGUAGCAUAGUAUAUUUCUAAUCUAAAGCCAUUAUAUAAUCUCGAAUAUACAUAUUUUAAACUUGCAUGCACUGCAUUUUAUCAGUCAACAUUUUUCUCUCGUGAUUAUAUUAACUGAUAAAUCAAAGAAACAAAAAACUUACCAACUAUUCAGACAGAAAUAUAACUUGAUUUCUGCAUUUAAAAACUCUCACAAUAUUUUAGGUAUACAAAGAAGCGUUAACGAAAUUCAAUGGUUCAUUAGUGAGACUGGCCAUCUCCUGUGCAAACGAAAUGAACCCAAAGUCAGUUGAAACGCAAUGCUUGCUUCUUAAGUUUAAAUCUCUGCCAAGGAAUAGAGAGGUUAGUUUUUACGAAUGCUUUCUUGUGCCGGAGUAAUAAGAGAGAGGAGACAAGCUAGAAGCAAUGGCUAAACUAACAGAUAUGCUACAAUACGCAAUUGUUAACAAGACCUCCUCUGCAAGGGCGGAUCGAGGAGGUAAAAAUUUUUGAAAAGUGGGUUUUCCCUCGACUACCUAAAUUACAAGUGAUCUUGAGGGGGUAGUGACUUCCCUUGUGAUGCCCCCCCUCCCGCGCCGCACCCUCAAUAAAUCCGCUUAUUCUCCUCUGGGGUGGAGGUUUUCUGAAGAACGAGGCAAUUUCAUCGCUUGGGAAAAAUGUAAUUUUUCAGUGGAGCCAAUAAAAAUCACUGUCCGAGAAGCCAUAGGCGCUAUUUUAAUUAACUAUAAAGUAAAAACAUUGGUAUGUAUUCAGUUGUAUUAGCUCUAUCAGUUCCAUUGAAAUUGAAGUUGAGUCGAAGCCAUUUCUAAAUGGUCAACAUCCCAACCACUAUUGUUUUCCAAACUGCGACCGAAAAAUCUCUAUACAUUUAAAUAGCCAGACUGGAACGUUUUCCCAUACGAAUGAGACGUAAACAUGCAUAACGCACUUUGGAACGUAUUCAUAACUAAAUAAGUUCUUUGUAAGUUUGCAUCGUGAUAAUUAUCACUUAUUUACUGAGACCGAGGGAAACAGUGUGUUUUGUGGACCCGAGGCGAAGCCGAGGGCAACAACGGCGGUCGAGGGGCCACAAAACACUGCUUUCCCGAGGUCUUAGUAAAUAAGUGUUUUGUUAUAUAGUAUAUAAGUGUCAAAGUAUGAAUAAUUCACCGGUUAUUGGAGUGAACUUAAUUUGAAACCAAAACUGGAUAAAUGGAACGCCGUAAAUGUUUAGUAAAAAGUUUAAAAAAUGAACUUUGGAACUUCAUAGUUGACACGCAUGCGUAUUGCACCCAUUUUAUUAUUGACCAGUCAAUAAAUGUUUCAUUGCGGACCGGUUGCCGAACAUGACUUUUGUGGAACGGCACGUGACACGGUUUUGACCAAUCAGCAAGCAGAAAAAUUGAACUAUAUAACAAUAUGAUUCAGCAUAUUCUCGGGAGGUGGAUAGUGCUUCUCCCGCAAUUUGAUUGGUUGCACUAUUCAGCUCCGGACGAAAACAAAAUGGCUUCCUGUUGUGUUCCGGUUACAGACGAGCAAAUUUUUUCUACUAAACGAAGCUGCCGUUCUGCCAAACACAAAGAAAGCUACAAUGUUUUACAGUGUGUAGAGGUAUUCCUUGAAACUAUUUCUAACGAAUAAAAUUACUAAAAGUUUGUAAACACUGGUUUUUUUUACAACUGCUACGGCCUUUAUGGGAGCUAUAAUACAAAUUGUUUUAAAAAUAUCUUCGUUACUAUUAGCAAUAAUGAAGAUCCGGGCUUGUGGAUCGAAAGCUUUAAUAAAUAUAAACGUCGUGUUUUCUACAAACCAAAACAUAUUCAUGGAGUUAAGAAAAGCGCGCAAAAUCACUCGCCUUCGGCUCACACGUUUCGCUCGCUUUUCUUAACUCUCGCAACAUUCCCGCGUGUUUGGAUCAGGCCAUCCAAACACGGAAACCAUAAAGUAAUUGUUUUAUAAAAUAACAACUUUCCGUGUUAAAAUUUCACUCUAAAAAACUUUCACUUUAAAUUUCCGUGUUUGGAUGGCCUGAUCCAAACACGGGUUUCGACCAAUCAGAGCACGCGUUAUAUACAGUACAUGUUAUUUUAUAAAGGGAUCUUCUGCAUGUUGUUGUCAGAUGUUGGGAUACACGGUAACCUGUUUGGAAUUUCAACUUUUUUCCAGUAUCUUACACCAGCGGUGGUCAGAUAUAUGCGAUUUUCUCACAGACAGAAUUUAAUAGUUGUCUUUUCUUAGAUUUCACAGAAGAGGUCCCCGCCGCAGCUCACUCGCUUUGCCCUCACUCGCCUAGACUGUAGAAUAGUUUUCGAUAUUUGUAAAAAAAGUUAAUACGCAUGCAGCAAUUUGUAUAAAGUUAUUUUUGAAUACUAACAAUCCAAUACUAACACUCAAUAUAUACAACAUAUUCAGUUUUAAUCGAGGGCAAUGUUGUGAUAGCAGUUGUAUAACUGAAAUGGCUACCAUGCAGGUGUAAAAAUCUGUAAUCAAAAGUUUGAAUAAUUUGUGAUCCCAGGCAAGGGUAUCCUCAACAACGUUGUCAUUUCGAACACAACGUUGUACUAAGAUUUUCGCGUCAUUGGCGCAAUGUGAAUGCUUGUUGCGACGUUACAGAAGGAAGGAGUUACAUAAAAUUUGUCGUUUGGCAGACACCGGAUCGUUUUUCCCGAACUUAGCCGUUUGUAAGGUUAUUUUAAAAAGCUUCAAUUUAUUACAGUAAUCAAGUUCCUUAGCUCUCAAUCUUGAGCUGAAAUUGAUACCGCGUCGUCUUGUUUGUCUUAUUGUCUUUUCUAAAUGUGUUUAUUAUCUUAAUUAAGUCGACGACAACCUCAUCAACGAUGACAACCUCAUCAGAGAUGACAACCUUGUCAGAGAUGACAACCUCAUCAAAGAUGAUAACCUCAUCGAAGAAGACAACCUCACCAAAGCUGACAAUUACCUCACCAAAGAUGACAACCUCACCAAAGAUGACAACCUCAUCAAAGAUGACAACCUCAUCAAAGAUGAUAACCUCAUCAAAGAUGAUAACCUCAUCAAAGAUGAUAACCUCACCAAAGAUGACAACCUCACCAAAGAUGACAACCUCUCCAAAGAUGACAACCUCAUCAAAGAUGACAACCUUACCAAAGAUGACAACCUCAUCAAAGGUGAGAACCUCGUCAACGAUGAUGAACUCACCCACAGUAAAUUUAGAAAAUAAAGAUAGCGAAGAAAGUUCAAACACGAUCGCUAUUGCAGUACCAGUCUUUCUCUUCGGCGUCAUCUUGGUGCUUACUUUGGUCUGUUUUGUGUGUUAUCGAAAAAGGAAAAGGUAUAUUGGUUUUCUUUAAAAUGUUGACAGUGUAUGUAUAUCAUUGUUCACUCUUAUCAAUUUUAUCAUAAGCUCUAGCUCAAACAUAGCUUUUCUUAUAACUAUACCUGAUUCAAAAUAUUUUGAUGUUUCGAGCGAAGGUCCUUCACUGUCAUCGAGUGGCGAGGUAACUAGAAACCUCUUGGGAACUAUGACAUAGGCUAUGUGGCUACUUAUACUUCCUGGCAAAGAGCUUUUGCUAAAAACAUCGAAGUAUUGUUAUUAAUAUUUUAGGUGGACCAAAUAACCAAAACCAUGCAGGUGGUUCAUUAUAACCGGUUUAUGAAGACACAACUCGCUACUGUGAUAAAAAAAACUUUGUGUGGACAAGCAUCAGUCGCUGUUAAAACAUGUCGGUUAUUCUAUUAUAUUGUGCAUAUAACAAUAUUUAGCACAUCUGACACUUUCUUUGGUUGUUUCCUUUGUAGGAGACAAAAGUUAUCCAACGACGAAGGUGUGUUUGGGCAAAAAUACACUAUUACUUUCAUAUUUUUUCUCAUCGUACUUACCUAUAUUGUCCAUAGAGCUCUUGUGGCGGGCUUCUCUUCUUGCUACAUGCAUGGGGGAAAAUCCGAGUACCCGGAGAAUACUUUGGGUUUGUAUUUACUAUAUAUGGCAUUUUAUUCUUUUCAGGAAAUAUGAGUAACCCGAAUUAUUCUAAACCAGCUUAUGAAGAUCCAAACAGAAUGUACGAGAUGCUUGCAGUACCAGGUAAUCAGGAGGGUAAGAAGGUAGCAUAUGGCACACAAACAGGAAUGAUUGUACUAUAAAUAAGGAUGGCAUCAGCUAUUUUCGAAAAAAUUAAGAAUUUUCCCCUUGAAUUUUGGCAAUUCUUCGAGGGCGAUGACUACAUAGUGUCAUCAGUUGUUUGGGCAUUAUACAUGGACUAAAACGAGAUUAGUGCAACUUAUGUUACCUUGUUUGCUGUAAUAUUGCCAUUUUUUUCUUUUUUCUUAAUCAAGUAGGAACAUAUAGAUUGAUACUAUAUUCUUAUCAUCAAUAUUAUUUAGCAACCCCUGCCACAUACGAGUAUAUUGACAAUAAUGACAUCGCCAAGCCAAAGCAACCUCAACCUGAGCUAAAGUAUGACUACGCCACAAACACCGAAAUACCAAGGAUAAAUUUAAACACCCAGCCGAAGUCCGGGGGUGACGCUGGCCAACCUGAACUAAAAUACGAUUAUGCUACAAAUACUGAUAUUCCAAAGAUAACUUUAGAUAGGAAACCGGAGGCUCAGGGUCCUGCUGGCCAGCCUGAGUUAAAGUAUGACUACGCCACAAACACCGAAAUUCCAAGAAUAACCUUGGAUACGUUGCCGAAGACGCAGGGUGUUGCCGAUCAACCCGAGCUGAAAUAUGACUACGCCACUAACACUGAAGUACCGAGGAUAAAUUUAAAUCCACAGCCGAAGUCCGAUGAUGCUAUUGAUCCUUCUGGUAAUGCAAUGUAUCAUACCCUCGAGGAACCAAAUCCACCACAUUAUUCAACUUUGGAAGAACCAGCGGCUGAAACCAACCCACUGGUAGGUGAAAUUCAAAGUUCUUAAGGGCUGUUAUAUGAUUACUUUGCCUGGACUAUGGUUAAAGUGCCGCUUGGUUAAGUUAAACAUGAUAUUUUGUAUGUGUAACAUUUGAGUCAUUCGAAGAAAGAAUGUAAUACAUCUUUAUAGUAUAUAUAAUAAGCUCAUCUUGAUAAACUAAUUUUCAUUGUCAAAGUUUCUGGGGAAUUGAUCUGCAGUGACAAAUGUGUCUAAUGACAUUAUAUACGGCAACUUGACAGUAACAAAGUGGAUCAAGAUGAGAAAUUUCUUAGUAUAAACAUAGAUUACAUUUAUUUUACAAUGACCCAAGUAUUACCCAUACCAAAAAUCAUAUUUGAUGAUUUUCCAUUUAACAAAUUAAUUGUGCCCAUUUUAAAAAUCACGAGUGAAUCGCGUGCUCAUGCGCGGGAUGGUGCUCCGUCUAUUACAAUAAAAAUCGUGAAAAUUCACAAAUUUUCAUAAUAGAAACAAAACAUGAAACAAUGAAUUUUGCCCACUUUUCAAAUCAUCCCAUCAGUGAUUGGAUAACUCCACCAUUGGUCUUAUUUAAUUUUUAUAUUUUACAGGUAACCUAUGACACACCACAUUCAGGCGACCCAAUGUAUCACGUUCUUGAAGAUUCAAACGACGCAAAUUCCCAACCAUAAAUUACACAUUUUCCUGUCAGACGAAAAUAAUUUUGAAUAACGUAGAUAUAGAGGCCACAGUAAUAUUUAGGGCCCAAAGUAAUAUUAGUAUUUGGAGCCCACAGUAAUUGGUUCAUACUCAGGUUGUGGGGUUCCCUCCAAGGCCGCCAUUCGUAAUUAAUAUGAUCGUUGUACUGUACAUGUUGUGGUUGUUCAUGUUACGUUUGUAUAUGUUUGAAUAGUUGGUGAAGUUUAAUAAAUAAAUAAAUAAAUAAAAUAAACAUUAUGUCGAGAAGGCUUUGAAGAAUUUAGGAAAUAACUACUCGUGUAUAGACAGGCAUUAGGCGAGUGGUUUAGAUCUACAAAAUAUAACUAUAAUAUACAUUAUAUUAUACUAUCUUUAAUAUUGAAAGUACAAUAUGCCAGUUUCCGUACAUUGCGAUCUUUCGGCCAAUUUAAAAUUUUCAAUCCAUUUGAUGCUUAAAAUGAAUAAUGGUCAUACUGCAUAUUUCGUGAACAACUUACCCUUUUUACGGAUUCUGUAGUACACUGUAAAAUAUUCUAAUAGUUACACCUGCCAAGUUCGUAAUAUUAGUGAAGAAAUGAUCCUGU